Messenger RNA from Eurytemora carolleeae, 809 nucleotides. Its product is annotated as cyclin-D1-binding protein 1. Gene Ontology annotation, cellular component: nucleus. Gene Ontology annotation, biological process: regulation of cell cycle. The transcript has 7 exons. The record is from RefSeq and is a predicted model, not a curated record. NCBI's taxonomy places the organism in Eukaryota, Metazoa, Arthropoda, Copepoda, Calanoida, Temoridae. Bases 20 to 790 code for a protein of 256 amino acids.
GAAAACGAAUCAGAAUAAAAUGGCGGACCGAGAGAAAAUGGCGGCAUUUGAACGGAUAUUCAAAACAAUGGCGGAGAAUUUGCGAAAUUUUAAAGAUCAGCUGAGUAUAGUGGAGGAGACUGAUACAAGCAAUACUAACUUUAAUCCUCAACAGUUCUGGGAGAAAACUCUUCAAAUAGCCGACAAGUUAGGAUAUGAGACUAAUAAGAUUACUAUUCUAUGGAUAUCAGACCCACUUCCAACCCCUGAAGAUAUGCACUCAGUGUGUGGUUCUUUAGAGAUAGCAUGUGUUGCCCUCAUGAAUAUGUUCCACAGCUACCCCUCCGCCCAGGGCAGGAUGGUGAAGUCCAAGCUGAAGAACGGGGUGGGAGACAUCCUCGACAACUGUUCCCGGUUCACAGCUGUCCUUCUUAAUAGUAUUGGGGUCAAAUACAAUAAAGACAGCCAUCCUUUAGUGAGUGAGUGUGGGAUGGUAACGGCGGAGUGUGAACGAUUGAACCAGCUGCCUAGAGAUAAUAGAUCCGCCUGUAUUCUCUAUCUCAGGGCGGAGGCAAAUAUUAUCAAAGAUGCCCUCAGGGAGAUCGAGGAGGCUCGAACUAAUGAAGGAUUUCUUGAUGAAUUUGAAUGUGAUGAAUCUUGGACAGAAGCGGACAAUCUUAUUAUUCAACCUUUGCUAGGUAUGAUUAAAACCUCUGGUGCACUUACUAAGAAGACUCUGGAUGCUGUCAAAGAACUAAAGGAUGAAGAUCAAACUAAAUUUGAUGACGUAAUACAUCAGUUCUCAAGGUAACCUGAGCUAAAAACUUCAG